AUGAAUCCUCUCCGAACCAAUUACCCGGCCACUCGGCCUGCCGUGCUGAGUCUGGCCAAGCUUUUUCUUCUUCUCGCCCAAAUUCCGCGGAUCUCUUCCGCUCCCGUGUCCGUCAUCCGACCUUUCUCCCUCCUCCCCCGCGAUGCGGAACCUCCAAUGGAUCCCGACGACCCCAAUCUGUGGCUGUACCUAGGUAUUUCAGCGGCCCUGGUCUUGUGCGGCGGAGCUUUUGCGGGUCUUACAAUUGCCCUCAUGGGCCAGGAUGAAAUCUACCUGCAAGUCAUCAAAACCUCUGGAGAAGGAGCGGAGAAAAAGAACGCGGAGAGUGUUUUGAACCUGUUGAAACGUGGAAAGCAUUGGGUUCUCGUCACUUUGCUGCUCAGCAAUGUCAUCACAAACGAGACGUUACCCAUUGUCCUCGACCGAUCACUCGGUGGUGGUUGGCCCGCAGUGCUGGGGAGCACUGCAUUGAUCGUUAUCUUCGGGGAAAUCGUCCCUCAGUCGAUUUGUGUCCGUUAUGGACUCCCGAUCGGCGCGUGGAUGGCACCCUGUGUGUUGGUUCUGAUGUACAUCAUGUCGCCCAUUGCAUGGCCCAUUGCCAAGCUGCUCGACAAGCUUCUCGGGGAAGAUCACGGCACGAUCUACAAAAAGGCCGGACUGAAAACCCUAGUUACUCUCCACAAAACCCUCGGAGAAGCCGGAGAACAACUCAACUCCGACGAAGUCACCAUCAUCAGCGCGGUUCUUGACCUCAAAGAGAAAUCUGUGGGAACAAUCAUGACGCCCAUGGAGGAUGUCUUCACUAUGUCUGCCGACACCGUUCUUGAUGAACCGACCAUGGACCUCAUCCUUUCGCAAGGAUACUCUCGAAUCCCCAUCCAUGCCCCCGACAACCCAAUGGAUUUCGUUGGCAUGCUUCUUGUGAAGAUGCUAAUCACUUACGACCCGGAAGAUUGCCGGCUUGUCCGCGAGUUCGCCUUGGCUACGCUUCCCGAAACCCGUCCCGAAACUAGCUGCCUGGAUAUCGUGAAUUUCUUCCAGGAAGGAAAAUCCCACAUGGUCCUUGUCUCUGAAUACCCUAGCGAGGACCAUGGCGUUCUUGGCGUCGUCACACUGGAGGAUGUCAUUGAAGAACUGAUCGGUGAAGAGAUCAUUGACGAAUCUGACGUUUUCAUUGAUGUUCACAAAGCUAUUCGGCGGAUGGCACCUGCUCCCAGGGCUCGUGUUCCCAAGGGCAAGAUCGUCGAAGAGCCUCCCAUUACUGCUCGUUCGCUUACCGCGGACGAGCUGGUCGACUUGGAUCGCACCGAUCAUUUCGCCCGCAAGAAACCCGAUUCUGGUCGACGUCGCAGCUCUGUCGAAGCACCACCUCCACGGUUCCAAUUGCGCGUACCUGACAGCAACACCACCUCGAGUGAUGGUUGGGUCACUCAACGCGGCACGACCGACGAGAUUCGAGAGCACUUGAAGCAUCUCGGCCCUUCAAAUCUUGCCAGUCGACCUCGAGAAACCCGUUACUCUGCAGUCAAGAUCAAGCGCAGGAACAACUCCCCCUCCCGAUCGGCACAGACUGAUAUUGGAUCUGGACAAAGCACGGCUGAUUCACAAUCGCAUCAAGCGAUAACUUCUGGCUACUCAGGUGGCAUUGGAGUUGGCCUUCUCACCUCUGCAGGGCCUGAUGCCAAAGACGGAGCACAUGCAUUGAAAGUUGGGUACGGCACGAUGCCACCACAGGACCAUAUCAGCAAAGCCACGAACGCCCAGCAGUACAGAGACCUUCCUCAAGUUUCGAUCCCUGAAUCUGUUCACGAAGAGCGCGAUGACCCGACGCACCUAGAGUUCCCGGGACAUGGAAGUAGACCAGUGAGUGCAUCGAAUAGCAUCCGAUCAUCCGAUUCCACUACCGAGAAACCGAAGCGUCGUUCCCCUUACCGUCACCGUGGACCGACCAAAAGCGGCAGCAUCACCGAACAGAUCGUCGAUGUCAACGGAAUCCGCAAAGUUGUCCUUCACGCCGCCUCGAGCUCCUCAUCAGAAGGAGCGGUGCAAACCCAUGAACACACCCAUCCUCAUUCUCGUUUCCAUUACAAAGACGCGCCGGCUAUUGAAACAGACGGAUCCAAGUCUUCACACACAGCCAAAAGCUCACAGAAAAAGAAGCGACGGAAGAAGAAGCGCGGCGACCACCAUGCCGAACAGCAGCUGGAUGGCGGUCCGGCGGAAGAUCAGCCUCUCUUACGACAAGACUCUUGA
This is a messenger RNA of Penicillium riverlandense, 2253 nucleotides long. Its product is annotated as putative DUF21 and CBS domain protein (Mam3). Gene Ontology annotation, biological process: magnesium ion homeostasis. NCBI's taxonomy places the organism in Eukaryota, Fungi, Ascomycota, Eurotiomycetes, Eurotiales, Aspergillaceae. The transcript has a single exon. The record is from RefSeq and is a predicted model, not a curated record. The coding region runs from base 1 to 2253 and encodes 750 amino acids. Gene Ontology annotation, cellular component: intracellular membrane-bounded organelle.